UGCUGGAGACUCCUUCGCUCUCUGCGCUGUACCGCUCGCGCGAAUACGACCGAGAGGCUCGUGCCGCCCCCUUAUCUUCCCCAACCGACGCCCGUCGCCCCGCACGGCCCAGCAGCACGAGCAUGGCGUUGCACUGCGCUGCCGCCGCCAGCGUCUCGCCGUCCACCGGCCCGUGCCCCCUGCCUCGGCAGCACCACCGCCAGCGCGCGCUCUGGCGCUCCCCGUUCCAGCCGCAGCGGCCACACAGCCUAGCUUCUGCCCAAGGCCCUGCCCGGUUGGCGUGCGGCGCCAGGAGGCGGGUGAGGCACGAGGAAGAGGAGGAGGACGAGGAGGAGUACGGGCACAACGAGGAGAUGGCGCGGCUGGAGGCCUACAGCGAGGGGGCGCGCGACCUGGCCCUCCUCGUCACGGCCGCCGUCGACGGCGACCUCGAGUCCGUGCUCGUCUUCAAGGGCUUCUCGUCGAGCCUGAGCGGGAGGACGGCGCCGGACCCGGCCAUGAGCGUGCUCCCGGAGCGGGCCGUCAUACAGUCCGUCGACGUGGUGAAGGGCCCGUUCGACCCCAACAACAUCGAGUACCUCGAGAAGGAUCUGCCAUGGGAAGAAUUCAAGAGCCGCCUCCAAUAGCUAAACAAUGUAAUGACAGAAUUGUGGACAGAUUUGUAACUCUUCUGCUGUUCGUGACCAAUCGGUUUAAUUGG
This is a messenger RNA of Triticum aestivum (bread wheat), 700 nucleotides long. RefSeq lists its product as uncharacterized. The transcript is spliced from 2 exons. The coding region runs from base 123 to 626 and encodes 167 amino acids. Lineage: Eukaryota; Viridiplantae; Streptophyta; Magnoliopsida; Poales; Poaceae. Gene Ontology annotation, cellular component: chloroplast. The record is from RefSeq and is a predicted model, not a curated record.